CACCUCGUAUUUCCUCAUCUCUUCUCAUCUCCCAUGUCCUCUCUCCCAUCAAUCAUCCCACGCAGAGGCUCCCUCCUAGACGGAAGGAUGGACAAGCUCUCCCUCGACGACCUCACCAUCCGCUCCUUCCGCUUCCCCACCCCGCCCGCCAUUCUCUCCCUCUCCCCCCCUCGCGCCCCCGCUCCACGCGACCCCCUCCCUUCAAAGCUCGACCGCACAGCCUACCCCCACAUCUUCGAGACUGUCUUCAAGCACGCCCCGUACGACAGCCUCCUCGUCCUCCGCGCCACAUGCUCCGAGCUGCGCGACCAGGUCGACGAAGUCCUGCUCCACCACAUUGUCGUCCGCGCGCCAGCGAGCACGAGCCUCAUCGGCCGCCUGCUCGGCACGCUAGCCACGCCUCCUUCUCCCGUACGCUCCGUACUCGGCCGCAUGCCGCGCACAGACUGGAGUCUCGAUGAGCAUCUCGCCGAAGCAGUGCGCGUUGUGGACAUUGACCGGGCCGACGGCGUCUGGGACCUCGGCGAGGUCGAGGAGCUGCGGCGCCUCCCCAACGUCGCUGUCGCGCGCUUCCGUGGCUCAUACCUCCGCAACAUGGAUCCCGACAGCGCAACGCUCGACCACGCCGGCCUGCUCGGCCGGCCGAGCAUUGUCGUCAGGAUGCACCGCACAGGCCAUCCCGUCAUGGCACAGUACCCGCGCGCCGAUUGCACAAUCAUCGCGUCGCCCGUGUACUACACGACCACGACGCCGCUGCUGUGGUGCAGCAACGCGACGGGAAAGUCGGGCGUCGCGGACAAGACGGCGUGCGCAUACGUCUUCCAGCGCGUGCAGGACGGCGCCCUGCCCGCCGUCGACAGCAUCUACGCCGGGCACAUGGUGCGCUCGAUCGCGCAGGCCGCGCUGCGCCCAGGCGUCCUCGAGGUGAUCCUCGUCGAGGGCGAAGCAUGGGCAAAGUCAUGGAACGAGCACGCGGGCACGUGGAACGAGCGGCAGAUGCGCAACUCGCUGCGCACCGUCAUUCUCGAGGCAGCACACGACAUUGCACCGCGGCCGAGGGACCGCGAAAAGGUCGCAAAGGUCAAGCGCAAGCUCAAGUUUAUGUCUGCGGAGCAGUACCGCGCCGUCUUGGGCGACAGCAAGUACGACCUCUUGUCGCGCUGGUAGGCGCCUGCGUCGGCCGAGGUGACUGAGUCCGCGGCAGCCGUAUCUCGGAUGAACUUCGGCCCUGCUCGGUCUCUCCUCGUUGGCCGCUCCUUGGUGCAUGCCGCCGCUCGCCGCCGCCGCUCGCCUCACUCAUGCAUUGCACCCCAUCCAUGACGCUGGC
Cutaneotrichosporon oleaginosum is the source of this 1327-nucleotide messenger RNA. RefSeq lists its product as uncharacterized. Lineage: Eukaryota; Fungi; Basidiomycota; Tremellomycetes; Trichosporonales; Trichosporonaceae. The record is from RefSeq and is a predicted model, not a curated record.